Notolabrus celidotus (New Zealand spotty) is the source of this 3227-nucleotide messenger RNA. Its product is annotated as filamin A-interacting protein 1-like. The record is from RefSeq and is a predicted model, not a curated record. The transcript has 4 exons. Lineage: Eukaryota; Metazoa; Chordata; Actinopteri; Labriformes; Labridae. The coding region runs from base 1 to 2985 and encodes 994 amino acids.
AUGCAAGACAAGAGUGCAAGGUGGGCCAGCAGACGCAGGAGAGAGGACCUGUCCCGUGAUGACUUGCUGUUUCUGCUCAGUAUUCUGGAGGGAGAGCUACAGGCCAGAGAUGAGGUAAUCGCUGUGUUGAAACCUGAGAGGACGGAUCCAGCUCUACUGAGGGCCCACUAUGGUUUUGGUGGACCAGAAAAGGUGCUCUGUGCCCUGCAGAGAGACUCCAUCCAGGCCCAAAAGGACCUCCUGCAGGACGUGUACAAAAAUCCAAUCGCUGAGUUCAACCACUUUGUAAAGGCUCAGAAGCGCUCAUCCGAACAGAUGCUGGAGCAGUUCCUGGAGGUAUCUCGGUCUCAUAGCAGCAUUCUCCACAAGCUCGAGGAGCAAGAGAAGAGCCACAGGGCUUCAAUCCAGAAGAGCAACUGCCUGACCACUCUCCUGGAGCAGGACAGAGAGAGACUUAAGCUCCUGAUCGCAAAGGAAAGAGAGUACCAGGAGAUAAGGCAUCAGAAAAGUGAAAGAGAGGUAUCGGCUCUAAAGGACGAGCUGAACACGCUGAAGGCUUUUGCGCUGCUGGUUGUUCAGGAGCAACAGAGUCUGAGCGAGCAGCUGGAGGAGCAGCAGCGUCGUGUCAAAGAGCUUACCACCAUCACUGACCACAUCAAGCAGGAGGUCAGAGCUGCUCACCCCAGUUCUCUGCACCUCGAAGUGGAGCUAAAUAACCAAGUUUCUAUCUUCAACAAAGGCCAGGAUACCAUGACGGCCCCAAGCUUGCUGUCAGAGGUGGAGGUGCUGAGGAGGAGGGUGGUGGAAAUGGAAGGGAAAGACGAGGAGCUGAUUCGCAUGUGGGACCAGUGUCGGGACUUGGACCGCAGACUGGCGAGGGAGACCAGCUACUGUCGCAGCUUGAAAGUAGAGGUGGAUAAACUCACUGGCAGAAUCAGCGAGUUGGACAGGAUAGAGGACGCUUUAGGCAAGAGCAAACGGGACUGCACUCUCCUCAUGGGCAGCUUGGAGCAGGAGAGGGAGGUUAGCAAGAGGCUGUCGGCUGAGCUCAACACUCUGAAGGUCAGGGUGAGAGAGCUCGAGGCUGUUGAAAGCAAACAGGAAAAGAGUGAAGCGGUGAUUAGACAGGACCUGACCAAGCUCAGAUCACUCACUGUAGCUUUGGUGGAGGACAGGAAGACGAUGGCAGAGAAGCUCAAACAGGCUGAGGAAAAACUCAACAGGAAAGAGGGCAAGAGGAAUGAGCACAGCAAUUUGGCAACAAUGACAGAAAGACUGAAAGAUGAGACGCAACAGGCACUGAGGUGUAAGGCAGAUUUGGAGGAAAGGAUUAGGAGCAUAGGAAAGGAAAAAGAAGAGCUCCAGGGCAGACUAAUAGCAGAGGAGGAGAGGACCAGAGAGCUGCAAAGUAAAAUGACGAUAAUGAGAAGUAGGUUACAGGUGCUGGAAAACAGGAAGGAAAAGGAGGAGAAGUACGCACACAGUUCGAUAUCGAACAACACUAACCAUCGCCGCUGCCAAACAGAAGACAAUAAAGUCAAAGAACUGACCCAAGAGCUAGACAGGCUGCGAAAGAGACUACAGGACAAGGAGGUGUUGGAGGGAGAACUGGUGCAGGUGGAGGGGGACUUUGAGUCCCUGCAAAAGAGGUUCAGGGAUGAGCUGAAGAGGUCCCAGGCUCUAACAGAGGAGCUUGAGAUGUCAAAGAGGGAACUUUCAAAGUACAAGCAGGCGGAGAAGCAGGACGUCAACCAGGAACACCUUCUCCUCUGCCGUCUUCAGAAGGAGCAGGUUAAAUCCCGGCUGUUAGGCAGGGAGGUGGAUACUUUGAAGGAGAAACUGCAGAAGCUGAUGGGAACCGACGAGUCCAUCUGCAGGGUCCAGACGGAUCACUCCAUGCUGCAGAGGAAGCUGACCCUGCAGGAGGGCAGGAACAGAGAGCUGGCCAAAGAGAUGAAGGAACUGAGUGGUGAGCUUGAAAGGUACAGACAAAGUAAGAACCUUUCAUCUGGUGCCAACGGGCCACACUUCCCUGACCUUUAUCAGACCACCAAAGAAGUGCAGACGGAUCCGGACGACAGCCUGCCUCCUUACAGCAAUCAUGGCAGGAGAGUAGAAGAAGAAAGCGAGGAGGAGGACCCGAACCACAAUGAGGAAGUCUCAAGCAGAAGAAGCUCUCUUGUCAAUAACCUCAACAGCCUGAACAGUGCAAAUAACAAUGUAAGCCAACACAGCAGCCAAUCAACCAACGGCAUUGAUGUGCACCAAGCAAAUGGUGAGGUGAUGACGUUAACGCACACACCAGGGCAGCCCUUGCACAUCAAAGUAACACCUCAUCACAUACUUAAUACAGCUACACUUGAGAUUAGCAGCCCAACCGGGGACGCAGCUACGUCCUACACCAGCACUGCAGUCAUUCCGACAACUGGGGCAUCACCUAAGCAGAGGAUCACCAUCAUCCAGAACUCCCCAGUGUCUGCAAACGCUAAAACACCCCCUUCAAGCCCCGAUGGCACCGUCUCCCCAACAAUCUCCCGGGUGCUUAGUCCAAAUUCCCCACGCUCCCCGACACCAGACCACACCGGUUCUCCGAUUCAGAUCGUAACAUUCCGUACCUGUUCCCCAGAGCCGGCAGAGGUCGCCAAUCAGGCUUCAGCGUUCUGCAAGACACCAGAGCGGCAGAACAGCUGGCAACAUCAGAGGUCCAACAGUGCCGACACAAGCCCAAGCAUCAUCACCACAGAAGAGAACAAGAUCCAUAUCCACGUGGGGAGCCCCUACAUCCAGUCUCUGAAUGGUAUGACCCACAGCAUCCCGCAGCCUGUCGGGCCGUACUACCUCCGACAUGAGCAGCGGACGCAAGUGCUCACCAAUGGCUGUCAUGUCACGGGUGUCGGCAAGAUUACAAGUAGCAUCACUAUAUCCCCUGCUUCCUCUUCAGCUUCACAUUCCUCUAAUAUUACAGUAAGUGGCCUUUGUGAUUAGGUGGGAAUGUGUAUAUCCCAAACAUGCAACAUUGGCUGGUCAGUCACAUUCCUGAACUACUAAACAGUAUUCCUCCAGAUUUUAACAAACUUUAAAUAAACAUGUUAUGGUAUCUGUCCUACUACAGCCUUUGUAAAGCCUACUUGAUUUAGUUAGUGUCUUUAACAACCCUGUACUGACUGUAUGGUAUGUGUUUCUAAUGCCUGUAUUAGAGCUAAGUAAAACAUGUGAUAUGCUUUUCA